Parastagonospora nodorum SN15 is the source of this 1140-nucleotide messenger RNA. RefSeq lists its product as hypothetical. Gene Ontology annotation, molecular function: dipeptidase activity. NCBI's taxonomy places the organism in Eukaryota, Fungi, Ascomycota, Dothideomycetes, Pleosporales, Phaeosphaeriaceae. The transcript is spliced from 3 exons. The record is from RefSeq and is a predicted model, not a curated record. The coding region runs from base 1 to 1140 and encodes 379 amino acids.
AUGCUUUGUAAGGUAGAGAAGAGAAGCGAUGAGCUCCUCGACGUUCAUCAUUUGUCCGAGACAUUGGAAGAGCUAGGUCGAGACAGGGAAGACAACACACAUACGUACCUCGGAGACAUUAAUGACUCUGUUGAAAGCCUACAGUCCUCACUGUGGCCUCUGAACCAGUACAUCCACGAUAAUCCUGAACUUGCAUUCGCAGAGUACAAGGCGCACGAUGCUUUGACGAAGUACAUACGCUCGUUCGCUGGCUGGGAGGUGACAAUAUCAGCAUAUGGGAUUGAAACAGCAUGGAUCGCAACAUACGACAGUGGAAGGGACGGGCCUGUCGUUUCUUUCAACGCUGAGAUGGAUGCACUGCCUGGAAUGGGCCAUGCGUGUGGUCAUAAUUUGAUCGCAAUCGCAUCUCUCGCCGCUGGCGUAAUAACCGCCAACAUAAUCAAGAAACACGAUCUACCAGGAAAAGUGAUCAUAUUCGGCACACCAGGAGAAGAAGGCAUUGGCGGCGGCAAGAUCCAGCUACUCAAGGCCGGAGCCUACAAAGGCGUCGACAUCUCUCUCAUCUCACACCCCGGCAUAUACAACAAUAGUCCCCGCGUGCGAACCACCGCCUUCUCCAGAAUCGAAGUCGAAUACUUCGGCCGUGCCGCCCACGCAGCAAACAGCCCCUGGCUAGGUAUCAACGCCCUCGACGCUCUCAUCAUCGCAUACAAUGCGAUCUCCGCCCUGCGCCAGCAAACAAUGCCCACCGACAUCAUCGGCAUGAACAUCACCAACGGCGGUGCACGCCCAAACGUCAUCCACGCAUACGCCGCAGGCACCUGUGUGAUCCGCACCAACACAUCUGCCCGUCUCAGCGAGCUCGAAGCAAAAGUCAGCGCAUGUUUCCGUGCCGGCGCUGAAGCUACUGGUGCGCGUGUCGAGAUCAAAAUUACGCCUGGAUAUGCAGAUCAUAUCCCCAAUCGCGUCCUCGCAGCCUCGUAUACCAAGUACUGGAACGCUUUACCUGACGUUCCUGAGCCGCAGAUACCGUCGGGCGAGCAGUACACGUAUGUCAAGCUAUGCGAUGCCGAGCGUGAAUGCGAGUUUUUCGAUUCCGCCUGGGCUGCACGCGGGGCCGCCGCAUACGCCGGACUUUGA